Messenger RNA from Peronospora matthiolae, 453 nucleotides. NCBI's taxonomy places the organism in Eukaryota, Oomycota, Peronosporomycetes, Peronosporales, Peronosporaceae. The record is from the annotation of a GenBank genome assembly.
AUGAACAAUGGGUGUAUCAGCUGGAGAAGCAAGAAACAGCGUGCAGUGGCUCUAUCAUCUACGGAAGCCGAGUACAUGGCGUUGACAGAAGCUACACAAAAAGCAGUAUGGAUCAAAGCAUUUUUGUGUAAGCUUGGCGAGAUGAAGAACGACGAAGCAGUCAAAAUCUAUGACGAUAACCAAGGUUCCAUCGCGCUGGUCAAGAACCCCGAGUUCCAUAAAAGAACGAAGCAUAUCGACAUCCGGUAUCACUUCGUGCGCGAGAAGGUCGCAGACGGUCAAGUGUUGCUACAGUACUGCGCUACAAAGGACAUGAAAGCAGAUCUCAUGACGAAACCGAUCUCUGCUGCGCAGUUCGAAUAUCUUCGGGGCAUGCUGGGGAUCAAGACGCCACGGUCUGCCGAGGCGAGUGGGAGUGUUGUUAAUGAUACGCCUCGGCAUGACGUUUUAUAA